CCGAUUGUGCCGGCAGAUAAUCAUUCUGCCUGGAACUGGGUCCUCGCAAGGGCUCAAUUUCAAAGCUUAUAUCUCCGCUGGGCGCGAAGACACGCGAUGAUCGUGCCGUUGAGCUGUCAGCUUCGGUGCUCGUGUGCCAUGUAUUGCCCAGAUCAUAGCUGCUCUGGUCGAACUGCAAGAACGCCUCGGCCACAUCCGCAACCUCCAGAGGCUUCCCACAGGCCUCUGUCAGUCAGGAAAGCGCCUUCUCUGCAUCCAAGCAAGCGGCAGUAGCCUCGCCCACGUGAUGGUCCCUAUCGCAAAGCAGCAUCUUCUUCCGCCAAUGCCCGGUGCCGAACGCCUGACUAGCUCAAAUGGGCAUGUAUCAGAGGUUUUUCACUCAUACGAAUUGCGCGUCGUUCAGCAUCCUAUAAGAGCUCGCAUGGCGGGCUUCGGACAUCGGGACCGAAGAUCACUUACACCACCGCUCAUUGCUCGCCUGUUCAUCCGCGAUAGGCGCACGCACGAACUCAUCGAUCCUGCGACAAUCGAUCUAUCGUUCUUCAUUUUAGCUGCAGAUUUAUGGUCAGCCGAUGGGCAACGCGAUGCAAAUUUAGUCUUGCAUCCGUCCUUCAGCCCAACGCUGGUGGCACCCGAGCCUCUGCCGUCGCCAGACGCCAUCUUGCCGCACCUUAACUUCGGCAGCCAGCUCAAUCUCCGCGACAAUUCAGAAUCAGGCAACAUUAUGCCACUUUUGUCGAACAGCCAGCAUACGCUUCUUGGCAUCACGUCAGCCCAGCAAACUCUGCCGGAGCAGCAGAACGCUCUGUCAGCGGAAUUAUCCGGCUGGCGACCGGUCCUGACGUCGAACGGCUUGCCUGUACAUGCCAAUGGUCACGUUGGUGAAGACGGACCGGUAAGACCGGCGGGCCGCGCUCGCCUCGACAACAGCGCAUCGCAUUUCAUUAAGCCGGUAGACUUCACUGCACUCACGCGCGAGACCGACGAGAUCAUCUCGGUUCGAAACUUGCUGGGCUCGCUCCAUGCGAACGCACAACUCCUGCGAGACGUGAGCGAACAGCAAGGCAUAUAUUUCAUCCUGUCAGAUCUUUCUGUUCGAGCGGAAGGCACAUACAAGAUCCGCCUCGUGCUCACGAAGCUAGGAGCCUCGGAGCAGCGAUUCGAGUUUCCUCAGCCAUUACUCGCUCAAGCGAGCACCGACCCUUUCGAGGUUCUGUCGGUCAAGAGGUUCCCCGGCAAUCUCGCUCCGACCGAGCUUUCCCUAGCAUUCAGCAAGCAAGGUAUCAAGAUACCGAAUCGCGGCAGUCGCAACGAGUAAAGAGCAAAGCAUAGUAGGAUAUAUAAACGCAGGAUUCGCAUUCAAUCGGUAGAUUAAGCUUCCCCUAGCAGAUCUCAGUCUCAGUCGGUUCAGCACAUUUGCAGUCUCUCUGUCGCAUGUAGAAAGCACAAAGCAGUCGUAGAACCCAAUCUCGUUUUGCGUCGUUCGAAGCAGUGAUCAGUCCCAUUGUUGCUUACGCC
Messenger RNA from Mixia osmundae IAM 14324, 1518 nucleotides. RefSeq lists its product as uncharacterized. The record is from RefSeq and is a predicted model, not a curated record. The transcript is spliced from 4 exons. Lineage: Eukaryota; Fungi; Basidiomycota; Mixiomycetes; Mixiales; Mixiaceae. Bases 287 to 1318 code for a protein of 343 amino acids.